CCAAGACGGUGCCUGCGGGAACCCGGUAUUGGUUGAUGGAGAAGUUCCAUCCAGUCGUUCGUUCUUAACGGGAGAUAUCGUCAUGACCUUAGAGCCAUGGAUCUGGGCUAUGUCGAGCUUGGCGGCUUACAAAGUCCACUGUGCCUACUGUUUUUCCGUCGGCAAGAAACUGCUAGUGUGCUCAGAAUGUAAGCUGCAUCAGUACUGCAGCAAGUUUUGUCAGACAGCCGACUGGAAAGCGGAGCAUAAGAAGGAUUGCGCCGGUAUCAAAGUAGUGAUUAAAUUCCACAAAUCAGAGACUGAUCAUAAAGAGACUGCUACUAAUGGCUGUUAUGACACAUUCCCUUGCUGUACCGUCAUGAUCGCCAAGAUGGUGCGGAGAAUCCAGCUAAAUGUGGUAGAAGCGCUGCCUGGGUUGGAAAAAAUGUCAGCCAGCGAUGUUCUGAGUCUGUUCCCCGAAAGUCCUAACACCAAGGUCGCCUCUACGAAGAACGAAGCUCUGCUCUUUAUAUUGCCGGGUAAUACGGGGAUCUUCAUGGUGACCGAUGCUCAUAGUGAGAGAAAAAUGGUUCACGAUUUGGCGACUAUGCUCGGCACGACACCAACGGACUUCUUGAAAUAUAUGAAAAUUAUUUGUCACAAUAACUUUUUCAUGGUGGACAAAGUCAGACCACAUCGGCCGGACGUCAUUGCUCUCUUCCCUCAAGCGCCGCGUUACGCCAUGACCCCGGUAUGCUGGGACGUCAAUGUGACUAUGCAUGUACAAGGAAGGCACAUGGCUAUUAUUGCUACCGAGGAUAUUCCCAGCUAUACGGGCCUCCAUGAUCUUCGUUGCAACGAAUAUGGGCCCAGACCCCGGAAUGAUCCGUACACUAUGACGCGAGAACAACGCCGUGACCUUUUGAACUGCAGUACCAACGUCCUUGCGAAUGCGGGAAAUGCACAGCAAACUACGAAGCGGAAAUUAACCCGAUAAAGUGCGCCACCGCUGGAUGCAGCGAGCGACUUCCCAGUGAUGAACGAGCGCUAGAACCUUGUCCACAAUGCGGCGCACUGAAUAUUGAGCGGCUGGAGCUGUAUCGUAGUUUCGCAACAAGAUACGAGAAGAUUCGCAAUCCAGAAGCACCCGAGGUCACCCGGCUAUCCCACGAGAUGGAUGCUGCUGGUAUCCUUCAUCCCGAUGCACAUCUGCGUUAUGUCUGUGGUUGGCACCGAGCGCGUCAGUACGCGGACAACAAGCGUCGCUUAGAAGAAGGCUGGAAAAUGCUGCAGGAUUUCAGCGCUUGUAUUCGGUAAAUGCAGUGAUCGACCAAAUUGAAAUAACAAGCCAACUUUAAUAGAAUAAGUAUAUUUUAGUAACAUUUAUCCGAAAUACAAUACUGAUCGCGCGUAUAACUUGGAAUGGAUAGCGGCAGCAGCUGAGAAUGUUCUAUCGAAUAAAACCAACCAUGCAAACGUUCGUUCAGCGCAUCGCGAUCAAAAACUCAGAAUGGAAUCCGAUUUUGUGGACACUCUCGACAAGAUGCACGGGUGCCACAUGGAAACGGCUCAUAUCCUGGGUAAGAUUGCCCCGGACUCUGAAUCGGCUAAAAAUGCCGCUGCAAGGUUGGAGACCGAGACGUGGUUCGAUUUCGAGAAAGAAUCAACUCCUGAAAACGAUGCUAUGGCCCAAAACCAGCUUAAUGAAGAUGGGAAGGAUAACCUCGGAUAGUACUCGUACGUAAUGUAGCAGUUGGGCCGACUUGAAUUAGUUAACGAACAGUUUUAUUGGUUUUUAACCAGUACUUGUGAAAGUGUUAUACAGUAACUCCUGAUGUACGUACUGUAAAUAUGUAGUUCAUAAACCACUACUUUCUGCUACGCGACAAGGCGUUAUUGCCUUUUCAUUGGAAAGGAUUGUUUGUUAUAACCAAUUUCCAAUCUCAUUCGUUUUCCUCACGGUGUGUCGUCAAAUAUACCGUCCUUGUCAUAUAACUUA
This is a messenger RNA of Paramacrobiotus metropolitanus, 1978 nucleotides long. RefSeq lists its product as uncharacterized. The transcript has 6 exons. The record is from RefSeq and is a predicted model, not a curated record. The coding region runs from base 83 to 976 and encodes 297 amino acids. Lineage: Eukaryota; Metazoa; Tardigrada; Eutardigrada; Parachela; Macrobiotidae.